This is a messenger RNA of Adineta steineri, 966 nucleotides long. Lineage: Eukaryota; Metazoa; Rotifera; Eurotatoria; Adinetida; Adinetidae. The record is from the annotation of a GenBank genome assembly.
AUGUACACAAAACAUGCGUUGGUUAUUGGUAAUGAGGCUUACAGAAAAUCGCCUUUAACUUCAUGUAUUAAUGAUGCAAAUGAUGUGUCUAAUAUGUUAACUGCAAUGGGAUUUCAAUCAAACCCUGCAGCAAAUGUAACAUCCAAUGAGAUGAAAUUACUCUCUCGGGAAUUUAUUCAAACUAUUCAACCAGGAUCUGUUGUUAUACUCUAUUUCUCUGGUCAUGGCAUACAAUAUAAUGGUAUUAACUAUUUGCUUGGAAUAAACGAUGAUAACGUUGUUCUUGAUCGACUCGAUUCCUCGGCUCUUAACGUUCAGGAUAUAAUCAAUAGCAUACAUACAAAAAGUCCCAGACUAGUAUUAGUUAUUCUAGAUGCUUGUCGUGGUUAUGAAGUUAGCGAUCCAACGCAAGAUGGAAGUCGUUUUUACCGUAGAGGAUUAUAUGGUUUUAGAGAUGGACUUGCACCAAUGCGAGCACCACCAGCAACUAUAAUUGUUUUUGCGUGUGCUGAAGACGAAUUUUCAAGUAGUGUGUCAAUGAAUGAUCGAAAUAGUCUCUACACUUUUCAUCUGCUUCGUCAUCUUUGUACAGCAAAUACUGACAUUGAUCAGGUAUUGAAAAAUGUUGCAGCAGAUGUUCAAAGAGAUCCUAUGAAUUUUUUACGUCAAGUACCAUUUCGAUACAGUAGCUUAAAUGAACCAAUAUGUCUCGUAGGUUAUGGUGGAAUGAAUUCUCCAAUGACACCUAUGCUUGGUUAUCAAGGAGGAUAUGGUUAUCAACAAUAUCAACAGCCAUAUGGGAAGGCACGCCAUGUUGGUCGGUAUUUUCCUCCAAUGUUCACCGCUCACGAUAACUUCUUCGCAUCACGUCAUCAUCAAAUGAGCAAGAGAAGAGCGCUGUUCGAUAAAAGUAUUGAUCCUGCAAGAUAUGAUUUUCCAAAUUUUCAACCAUUCUAUUAUUACUGA